UCUUCUAUUCCGUCCUCAACCAUCUGAACCAUUUUGAACUUUUUAAAUGGACUAACUAUGUAUCCUGAAGGUUAACUUAUCGGUUCAAAGUGACUCGUGAUGAUCGGGAGAUUGAGUGUGUUUUCUCGGUUAGCUUGUCGAAGGGCUAUUUAUUUAUUUCGAGAGUUUUGUGCUGAAGCAGAACUCUUGGUAGAAGAUGGAAAUAAGUCAAGAAGUUGUAAACCUUUACGCCCUUUAUAUUUUGAUUUUCAAGCAUCUACACAAAUGGAUCCUCGAGUAUUAGAUGCCAUGUUACCAUUUUAUAUCAGUCAUUUUGGUAACCCUCAUUCACGCACACAUGAGUAUGGUUGGUAUUGCGAAGAAGCCGUUGAGAAAGCUAGAGGAAAUGUAGCUAGUCAGAUAGGCGCUGACCAUAAAGAGAUCAUUUUCACCAGUGGUGCUACAGAAAGUAAUAACCUAGCUGUAAAAGGUGUUGCCAAGUUUUACUAUCCAAAGAAGAAGCAUAUUAUAACUACACAGAUCGAGCAUAAAUGUGUAUUGGAUUCCUGUAGAGUUUUGGAAAACAGUGGGUUUGAUGUUACUUAUUUACCUGUUCAGAAAAGUGGAAUUUUGGAUUUGGAGGUUCUGGAACGGUCUAUCAAACCCGAAACGGUCUUGGUGUCUGUCAUAGCAGUUAAUAACGAAAUAGGUGUUCUUCAGCCAAUCGAAGAAAUUGGAAGACUAUGUCGAAGUAAAGGAGUUUUCUUCCAUUCUGAUGCUGCACAAGCUUUUGGAAAAGUGCCAAUUGAUGUUAAUGCUAUGAAUAUUGACCUCAUGUCCAUUAGUGGUCACAAGAUAUAUGGUCCUCAAGGCAUUGGUGCUCUCUACGUACGUCGCCGACCUAGGGUUCGAUUAGAAGCUCAGCAAAAUGGAGGUGGACAGGAACGUGGGUUAAGGUCUGGUACUGUUCCUACGGCCUUAGUUGUCGGUUUAGGUGAAGCAAGCCGUUUGGCAAGCGAGGAAAUGAAAGAUGAUUAUGAACAUGUUUCCGCUUUAAGUAAACGUUUAAUCGAUGGUAUCACUUCCAAAAUUCAACAUGUUACCCUCAAUGGUGAUCCAAUUCAACGUUAUCCAGGCUGUGUAAACUUUAGUUUUGCUUACGUAGAGGGUGAAAGCUUGCUUAUGGCUUUAAAAAAUGUUGCUUUAUCAUCUGGCAGUGCAUGUACAUCUGCUUCACUAGAGCCAUCUUAUGUUUUAAGAGCAAUAGGGACUGAAGAGGAUUUAGCACAUUCUAGUAUUCGAUUUGGUAUCGGACGAUUUACCACUGACGAGGAAGUUGAUUUUACAGUCGCUGAACUAUCUAAACAUGUUCAACGGCUGCGUGAAAUGAGUCCUUUGUGGGAAAUGGUAUCGGAGGGAAUCGAUAUAAAGUUUAUACAAUGGACACAACACUGAUCAUUUGUUUCACCAUAUCAGAAGCUUUAUUGUACUUUUUCCCUUCAUCUUUACCACUAAAAACUUUCAUAUUCUUUUGUUUUCUAAGUAAAAUUGAAAUUUUAACAGACAUUCAACUAGCAGUUGGAUCAUGAAGCUUCAAGAGAGAUAUUUUUCUGUUUCUUUGAAUAUUUCAAAAUAAGUGAUAAUUAUUCAAAAUUUUCACAUUGUAAAUCACUUCUUAUUUUAGUUAAUUCCAAAGUAAUAUAUGUUUUUGUGUGGAAAGCAUUUGAAUAGUCGAAUAAAAAGACGAAGAUUAUCAAAACUA
Schistosoma rodhaini is the source of this 1741-nucleotide messenger RNA. NCBI's taxonomy places the organism in Eukaryota, Metazoa, Platyhelminthes, Trematoda, Strigeidida, Schistosomatidae. The record is from the annotation of a GenBank genome assembly.